CCCAUAGAAGGGAUAGAGCGCAAGGCAACAUGUUUCCAGUGUGUUUGUGCUCCUUCGCGAGUAAAUAAACGCACUCGUUUGUCUUUCACUGUAGUUUAUUGUGUCCAGUUGCGUCCUUAAAGCUGGAGAAAUGUAGUUUCGGAGCCCCUUUGCCUGGAGGUUCUGCGGUUUAAAGGGGCAGUAAGCUGUGAUCAAAGACAUCGCCGACGGCAACUUUCUUUCUGUGGCUUUAAUUCCUCAAGAUAUGAUUUUGGAGGAUGGAAACAAACGACGACGUGCGUGUUAGAGAGCAGCUUUUCCACGACCGGGUCCGAGAGAUCAUUAUUUGUGUGCAGCUGUUUGUCUGCCUGUACAUCUUGUCCUACCUCAUUCUGACACACUUCAAGAAGAACGCAGAGUUUGUUACAGAUGAUGUUGAAGAUGCAACUGUGAAUAAAAUUGCGCUGUGGUUGUGCACGUUCACCCUGUCUGUCGCCGUGGGUGCGGUUCUUCUCCUGCCCAUUUCCAUCCUGUCCAAUGAAGUCCUGCUGACUUUUCCGGAUAACUAUUACAUGCAGUGGCUCAACGGGUCACUCAUCCAUGGUCUCUGGAACUUGGUCUUUCUCUUUUCCAACCUCUCCUUGGUCUUCCUCAUGCCCUUUGCGUACUUCUUUACAGAAUCGGAAGGUUUUGUUGGUUCCAAAAAGGGUGUCAUGGCACGGGUGUACGAGACUACCGUGAUGCUGCUUCUGCUCAGUCUGCUGGUGCUUGGCAUUGUGUGGGUGGCAUCAGCACUCCUCCACGAUAACAUAGCCAGGGAAAGUCUCUAUGAUCUGUGGGAGUAUUACCUGCCCUACCUCUAUUCCUGCAUCUCACUGUUCGGAGUGCUGCUGCUAUUAUUAUGCACUCCCUUUGGAAUGUCACGCAUGUUUAGCAUCACUGGAAGUUUAUUGGUUAAACCACGGCUGUUGGAGGACGUGGAGGAGACGAUGAACUGUGCUGUGUUUGAAGAGGCUUCUCUCUCCAGGAAACUCAAAGGUAACAGUGCCUCCUGUUGGCAGAGCCUGAAUAUGGAGGUAAUGAAGAAGCAGUUUGUGAUCAUACAGGCCAAGCGCAUGGCUCUGGAGACACGCAGGAAGGCAUCUGCAUGGCAGCGUAACUUGGGAUACCCACUGGUCAUGCUGUUGCUCUUGGCCUUAACUGUGGUCUGUGUGUUGAUGGUGUGUUUCCACGUGCUGGAACUGCUUUUUGAUGAGUCUGCCAUGCCCAGAGGAAUGGAGGACCCUCACCUGGGUUUGGCUUCCUUCUCCAUGUUUGGUUCUCUGGGGGCCGCAGUGCAAGUUGUUCUUAUCCUCUAUCUGAUGGUGUCUUCAGUGGUGGGUUUCUACAGCUCGUCUCUCUUCAGCAGGCUCCGGCCUCGAGCUCAAGACACAAACCUCACACAGAUCAUAGGUAACUGUGUGUCUCUCCUGGUGCUCAGUUCAGCUCUGCCGGUGUUCUCCCGUACUCUGGGAAUCACAAGGUUUGAUCUGCUUGGGGACUUUGGACGGUACAACUGGCUGGGAAACUUCCACAUAGUCUUCCUGUACAACGUGCUCUUUGCUGGUCUCACCUCCGCCUGCUUAAUCAACACGGUCACGUGGGCCGUGCAGAGGGAACUCAUCCGUGCCUUUGGUCUCCAUCGCCUGCCCUUUACCGUGUCCCGAUCUGCCGUCCACUUCAGGCUCCUGUUAGCAAGCGGACUCUCAAAAAUCCAAUGAUGGCGCUUUUUCUGGUCGAUUGAGGAAGUUGAGGAAGAUUUCAGACCAGCAGCAAGACCAAAUCAAUCUAUCAGCCUAUGAGUGAACAGAUCACCAGAAGGCUGGUGGAGGAAUGAGGUUUCUUGCAGUCCGGUGAAGGUCAGAGCAGCUGCCCGUGUCGUGAAAACCACAGCUUCGCCUCCGGGACCUCAGGCAUUUAAGCGUUCACUGCAGGUUUUGUUGCAGGUAUCGUGUGUGUGUUUAAUGUUGUUUCACAAACAAAUGCGUAAAGGUUUUAAAGAGGGGUCAAAGCUGCCUUCAGGUUCCUUCAAGGUCGUGUGUUUUACAUUAAUUUUUUUUGUUUGUUUUGAACAAACACCUGAAUGAAAAAUGCACACUGGCUGUCAGAGGGUCAAUCCUGACACCUAGACAUUCGCUGAAGCUAUUUUGAAGAAUGACCUCAUGAAGUGGACUGUCUGUUUCCUGUCGAGGUCUGUACGCUAGAGCUCGGCCAAGACGCCUUCCUCCCAUCCACCACUAUUUUUAGUGUGCGUCCAUCUCAUUGCUGUUCCUCACUGGGUCUUAAUGACACUUUCGGAGGAAGGCUGUUGGAGGAAGCCCAGUCUGAUGAAAGAGGGAGGACACAGGAUGCUCCUUACAUUGAAAUGAAAGCGUGAAUAGAGACUAAGGUGGUUCUUCUCGUGCAGGGUUUUCCUCAGUGUUCACAAAGAUUCAAGUUUAUGUUUAUAGUUGAGUUUCAUGUGCACCUUAAUUCAAACUUUGUCUUCAAGAUCAUUUUGUGACAAAAUCCAGGUUUUAAAAGCUGGCUUGAACCAUUGGAACUGUGAAAAUUUUUUUUUUCCCUUAAAUGUGGUAAUUAACCAUGUGCAAUAAUAUAUAUUGGGAGUGUAUUUGAUGGAACAUAAUCUUGUAUCCCAAUGUUGGUCCGAAAUAUGACAUGCAGUGUCUAGUCAGUGAAAUGCAAACUUUUUUUUUUUUUUUAAAAUGACUGAUCUACAGGGAGAAUUAGCUUGCGUUAGCGACUGUGAUGCCACUUUUCUUCUAAUAUAUGUAUUUUACAAACUAUUUAUACUGAUCACUUUUACUUCAUUUGCUGUAUCAGCAUGUUUUUAAACAAAUGUUCUACACGUAAUGGCUAGAAGGGGACAGGGUAUUGGUUUAUGGAUUUGGUUAACAUGUUCUUUAAUUUCUCUUUAUAUGGCGUGGAUGGGUGGGUUCCCUUCCGAUCAACUUUGAUCGAUGAUAAGCUCACUGUUUCCACGUUAUUGCAUGUGGGUGAUGUGGCUAUUAGAAGAUUGAAAGACAUUUUGAGCUGUCUUAAUUAGAAAUGAGGUAUAGAAAUCCAAUUAUGUGAAAUUAAAUGGCUUUUUUUUUUUUUUUUUUUUAAAUCCAAAGAAAAAACCUCUACCAAUACAGUGACGAGGGUAGAAAAAUCAUAACGAAUUUGUCAAGCACAAUUACACACUGUUUACAUUGUCUUGUCUGUCUGUCUGUCUGUUAAUGAACCUUUUGAAUCAUCCAAAAGAACAAUAAAUGUAUUUUCAUCUGUUUUUCUAAA
This is a messenger RNA of Neoarius graeffei (lesser salmon catfish), 3297 nucleotides long. RefSeq names its product limb development membrane protein 1-like (gene lmbr1l). The transcript has 17 exons. Gene Ontology annotation, biological process: signal transduction; receptor-mediated endocytosis. Bases 258 to 1739 code for a protein of 493 amino acids. The record is from RefSeq and is a predicted model, not a curated record. Gene Ontology annotation, molecular function: transmembrane signaling receptor activity. Lineage: Eukaryota; Metazoa; Chordata; Actinopteri; Siluriformes; Ariidae.